Chara braunii is the source of this 2405-nucleotide messenger RNA. The record is from the annotation of a GenBank genome assembly. Lineage: Eukaryota; Viridiplantae; Streptophyta; Charophyceae; Charales; Characeae.
GAUAAGGAUAAGGAUAAGGAUGAGGAUAUGGUGCUGGACUUAGGCACAGCUUUUCAGGGGAGUGUGUUUGAGAAGUUGCACGUGUUGCCACGUCAGCUUGCUCGUCUGGAGACGGAUGUCUGCUGCACGUAUGUCAGAUUGUUCCUGGGUUUUAUCGAGGCCCUCGGUAGAAUUCAUCUCAUGGUAAAGAGUGUCGAGGACUUCAGCGCAGAAUUCACAGAAUUUUUGACAAACGAGGGCAGUUGUUCAAAGACAGUUGUUGAAGCACUCAGCAAUGCGCCGAAGAAAUUCGUGACCAAGUUCUUGAAACGGUAUCGGGAGAAGGAUGAGGAUGAGGAGGAUGGGGAUGACGAUGAGGCCGACGAGGAGGAAGAGAAGGAAGAUAAGACUGAGGAGGAUGAAGAAGAUAAGGAGGAUGAGGAUGAAGAGGUUGAAGAUGAGGAGGAAGGGGAGGUUAAGGAGGCGGAUAAAAAUAAAGUUGAGGAUAAAGAAGAGGAUAAGGAUGAGGAUAAGGAUGGUUAUGGCCAUUCCAUGGAUGAUGGCGAUGAGGAGGAGGAGAAGGCUGAGGAGGAGGAGGAGGAUAAGGAGGAUCGAAAGGUCGAGGAUGAGGAUGAGGACGAAGAUAAAGGUGAGCAGGACAAGCAUGAGGAUAAGAAUGAGAUUGGUUACAGCAAUCACAUGGAUCAUGAAGAUGAGAAAGAGGAUGAGGAUAAAGAUGAGGAUAAGGAAGAUGGUUGCAACAAUCAAAUGAAUCAUGAGGAUGAGAAAAAGGAUAAGGAGGAGAAUGGUGAGGAGAAAAGUCAGGAGAAAGGUGAGGCCAAGCAUGAGGAUAAGGAUGAUCAGUACGGCAAUCACAUGGACCAUGAGGAUGAGAAAGAGGAUGAGGAUGGAGGUGAGGAUCAAGAUGAGCAUAAGGAUGAGGAUAAGGAAGAUGGUUACAACAAGCACAUGAAUCAUGAGGAUGAGGAGAAGGAUAAGGAGGAGAAAGGUCAGGACAAGCAUGAGGAUAAGGAUGAAGGUGACUGCAAUCACAUGGAUCAUCAGGAUGAGAAAGAGGAUGAGGAUAAAGGUAGGGAUCAAAAUGAGGAUAAGGAAGAUGGUUACAAUAAUGAAUUGAAUCAUGAGGAUGAGGAGAACGGUGAGGAUAAGCACGAGGAUAAGGAUGACAAUAAGACCGUUGGUCGGGGCAAUCACAUGGAUAUCGAUGAUGACGAUGAUGAUGGUGAUGAUGACGAUGAUGAUGGUGAAUGCUUCUAUUAUUCUUGUGAUUAUUUAGACGAUGAAGACAAUGUUCCGUGCUUGACUUUGGAUGCAUUGCUUCAUGUGGAUGAUGCCAAGCAAUGCCAUUCGAAAUCCCGAACGAAGAAGGAAUUCGCUGUUAGAUUUCUACGCUUUUUGGUCUCCCAUCAUGUUCCACAGCUUGCGUCGGGGUUCUUUAACCGCUGGGGUGCAAAAGAUGUGACCGCAGAGAGCGAUGAGACUCUCUCCAUUCGGUUGCAUGAUUAUUGUCAAAGCGAUUGCGUGAACUUCUAUGAUCGAUCCUACUUCAGGCAUAUUGUCGCUAACAGGGGUUUAUUGGCCUUUCUGGUCGAUUUUGAUCUGGUAGGAUCGGACGGUCUGAACUGUCCUUUGCGCAUGCUCAUCUGGGAAGGGCAUUGGCCACCGGACAACGAUGAUCAUCAUGAGGAGGAGCAGGAGGAGGAGGAGAAGGACGAGGAUGAGGAGGAGGAGGAGGGGGUUGAGAGGGGCUGGUUCGCUAAGAUCAUGGAGCGGGGAACUGGUAUCCACGUCGGAUAUGCAAACGGCAAUGCAACAUAUCGCGACAAACCACUAACAGCCGUAGAAGUCGACAACAGAUAUAUCAAGAGUACAUAUACGCCACACGGGGACGUCCAAACUCUGGUUGAGAUCCUUUUCGCGCAUGGUAAAAGGAACUAUGCCCUCUUUGAUGGCUGGUCUAUUGAAAAAGCUAUAGAAAGGGGUUAUUGCACCUCUCUAUCGGACAUGGAAGCAGAGAUAGACGAUCUAAAGGCUGCCUCUUGGAAUCCAGGGUGCCUUUCUUACUCCGACCGAUGUGAGGUGGAGCACCUACUUCCUGUUGCCGCAUCUCUGAGUAGACUUUGCGCUAGAGAUCGUCCGUCCUUCGACGCCUGUGUUGCCAAGUACAGGCUUCGGCCGACUAGGCUUGCGGACAUCAUGCAGAGCCGCUACCGACUCUUUUGCUGCGUCUUCAGAGGGACUUGCUGGGCACAAUUACCGGAGGAUGUAAUCUUACACAUUAUGUCCUUUCUUCUGGCGCGAUACAUCCGUCGGCCACUGGCGUAGAAGAAGAGUUAAGGAAGUUAACUGAAUUAAGUAACUUAACUGAGUUAAGUAACUUGAGUGUGUGUAUGCAUUGGGCAAUA